AUGAUUCAAUAACAAUUGUCAAAAAUCUAUAAUUUAAUUGCAAUUCUAGAAUUUACAGAAAUUUUAAUUUGGAUUAAUUCCUAAUAAUUAAAUAAAAUUAAAACAACGUAGGGGAGGAUUGCCAAUGUGAGACAACUUAGAUCAUUUAGAAUUCUUAAAGAUUUUUUUAUUGACUUUCUAUAUUAAAACUAUUAUUGGAAUCAAAUAUUGUAGAUUUUUGGUAAUCCAUUUCACAAAUUUAUUAGAGGUUAAAUAAGAGAAAUUUAGUAAUUAAUACAAAAAAUUUAUAGCAAAAAUUAUCGAAUAAUGGGGAAUGCUUGUAGAUGCAAUUAACACUCAGAUAUCAUUAACGAGGAGCAAGAAUCUAAUAAUCCAGAGGUAUAUCAAGCUAAAACUGAAAAACCGGAGGAUGAUAAAUGCGAUUAGUAGCAAUAGCUUUCAAAAUGGCGAAACAUUUAAGAAGAUGAUAACCUACCACUUCCAGAGUUUAGGGAAGAAGUAGCAAAAUCUAAUAAUGGAAGUCGAAUUCAAUUGCCUCCUGUAACGAUGAAAUCAGGGAAUAUUUAUGAGGGAGAAUGGCUGAAUUAGUAAAAAGAUGGCAAAGGGAAGUUCACUUGGAAGGAUGGCAGUUAUUUUGAAGGAGAUUUUGUAUAGGAUAAAGCAAUGGGAAUAGGAAAAUUAGUGCAUGUCAAUGGGGAUUCCUACGAAGGAGAAUGGAAGAACGAUAUGGCUCAUGGCCACGGAGUUUUCAAUCAUUUUAGAGGAGUUAAAUAUGCAGGCUAAUGGAAAUACGAUCUUUAGGAUGGAGAAGGACAAGAAACAUGGCCUGAUGGUACUGAAUAUAAGGGAACUUACAAAGAGGGGAAGAGGCAUGGACAAGGACAUAUGCAAUUUUAGGAUGGUUCUAAGUAUGAAGGAAACUUUGAGAAUAACGAAAUCUGUGGAUUAGGUUGCUACACUUGGAAAGAUGGUAAACAAUACAAGGGAUAAUGGUUGAAUAAUAAAAUGCAUGGUCAGGGAGAAUGUAUAUGGAAGGAUGGAAAAAGUUAUAAGGGAGAAUAUGCAGAUGAUAAAAAGAAUGGGUACGGAGUAUUCACUUGGGCCAGUGGAAAAAGAUAUGAGGGAUGUUGGCAGGAUGGCAAAUAGCAUGGAGAGGGAAUUAUAAUUAAUGCUGAGGGAGUUCGAAGAGAAGGAUUAUGGGAAUAUGGAAAACCAAAGAAUUUAGAUUGAUUUAUUUGUAUCUAUGGCACUGUUAAAAUUG
Molecule: messenger RNA, 1261 nt
Organism: Paramecium tetraurelia
Lineage: Eukaryota; Ciliophora; Oligohymenophorea; Peniculida; Parameciidae
Exons: 4
Source: RefSeq, a predicted model, not a curated record